AUGGCAGCGACAGGCGGCAGCCGAAGAGCCAAAGGUCUAAGCGAUCAGGGAACGGGAUUGUACGAAGCAGGCCUACGCUUUUGGCAGAAGAGCUAUGCCGGUGAUUACCUGGGUUUGGUGUUGUUGUUGGCAGCAUAUCUGGCUGUCCAGCUGGUUGCGGAGCCCUUCCACAAGAUGUUUCGUCUGGACAAUGCGAGAAUACAGUAUCCCCAUGCUGAGAUGGAGACGGUACCUGCACUAUGGCUCUUCAUAUAUGGCGGCGCCGUCCCUUUAGCGACUCUCAUCGUCUGGACCGUCACCUUCCGUCCCAGCAUCCACAAAGCGCAUGUAACGAUCCUCGGCCUCGCGACCACCAUCCUCCUUACCCUCAUUAUCACGGACAUGCUCAAAAAUGGUGUCGGUCGACCACGCCCAGACCUCAUAGCACGCUGUAAACCCGCCGACUCUACUCCAACGGACAUACUUGUGACUUGGAAAGUGUGCACAGAGACACAGCAUAACCUCUUACACGAUGGUUGGCGCAGUUGGCCGAGCGGACACUCGAGUUUCGCAUGGUCAGGGUUGGGAUACUUGGCGCUAUUUCUGGCCAGCCAGACCCAUGCGCUGCGGGCGAGGGCUAGCCUGGCGCUUGUUCUGUUGUGUCUGCUGCCUCUUGCCGGUGCGUCUUUCGUGGCGAUCAGUCGGUUGGAAGACUACCGGCACCAGGUCGAGGAUGUCAUUUGCGGGAGUUUGCUGGGUAUGGGCAUCGCCUACUUCAAUUGGCGGAGAUACUAUCCGAGCCUGCUGAGCGAGUCGUGUGACGAGCCGCACGCACCACGGGGAAGCGGCAAGUUGGGCGCGAAUGGCGGGUUCCAGCGGGUGAGAGAUGAGGAAGAAGGCCGCUUCAGUAUCAGCGACGAGAGCGGUGCUCGAAGAUGA
Baudoinia panamericana UAMH 10762 is the source of this 918-nucleotide messenger RNA. RefSeq lists its product as uncharacterized. NCBI's taxonomy places the organism in Eukaryota, Fungi, Ascomycota, Dothideomycetes, Mycosphaerellales, Teratosphaeriaceae. Bases 1 to 918 code for a protein of 305 amino acids. Gene Ontology annotation, molecular function: phosphatidate phosphatase activity. Gene Ontology annotation, biological process: phospholipid metabolic process. The transcript has 2 exons. The record is from RefSeq and is a predicted model, not a curated record.